GCGGUUGUUUCACGCAAUCGGGCACUUCCAUCUCCUGGAAACACCCGCCUCUUUGGUUCCCACCCCAACAAACAAAGCUCAGAUGGAGAAAUCCCUCCCUUCAGUAACAGCUCCGUCUCCGGCCAGCUGAUCCUCAUCACUUAGCUGGGCUGGUUUUAUUAAAUCAAACUCCUGUGAGCCGGUUAUUGCAUUUUUCUUAUCUAAAAGUGACGCUUUGUUAUUUCAGCCAUUGCGCAACAGCAACGUUAGCUAGCUGCCACUGCCAGUAAACAGCCGCCGGUUGGUCGGUCACCGGCUAUACUUCAAACAGGUUCGACAACUCGGAUGACAGUCCCGGUUCGGCUCGGUUCCUGGACGGAGAUCAGAUGUUAACGAAGAUUUUUUGAUUCAAACUAGCUACAAGUUAACAUGAGUGCGAUGCGUGUGGAUGCCAAAGUGGUGAUGCUAGGAAAGGAGAGCGUGGGGAAGACCAGCCUGGUGGAGAGAUAUGUCCACCAUCGCUUCUUGGUCGGCCCGUACCAGAACACUAUCGGUGCUGCUUUUGUUGCCAAACCAAUCCAAGUGGGAGAGAAGGUGAUCACCCUGGGAAUAUGGGACACAGCGGGAUCAGAGCGAUAUGAAGCCAUGAGCAGGAUCUACUACAGAGGAGCUCGUGCAGCCAUCGUCUGCUAUGAUCUGACUGACAGCAGCAGUUUCCAGAGAGCUCGGUUCUGGGUGAAGGAGCUGCAGAACUGCGAGGAACACUGUAAGAUCUACCUGUGCGGCUCUAAGAGCGACCUGAUCUCACAGGACCGCAGUCUGCGCCAAAUCGACUACCACGACGCUCAGGACUUUGCUGACGAGAUUGGUGCCCAGCAUUUUGAGACCUCCAGUAAAACAGGAACUAACGUGGAUGAGUUGUUCCAGAAAGUUGCAGAGGAUUACAACAGCAAUGCCUUCCAGGAAAUGAAACAGGAAACAAGCGUGGACUUGAGCCAGAAGAAGGACUCAUAUUUCUAUUCCUGUUGCCAUAACAACUGAGGAAGAGGAAGGGAAACGGACCUGUUCGCCUCACUUCCGGUUGGAUGAAAAACCUGGAUUUUAUGCUGGAUACAUUUGAUGGGAAACUCUGCUCUGGAGCUGUGAUCCAAGUCACAAAAUACCAAGUUGCACAAUGUUUUUCAAUAGGUUUCUUUUGUGCCAUUAAAAAAAAAACAACUGACGGCUGCAAAACUUUAUGGAAGAAGAUCUGCUAGAGGCUGUCACUGGCUGUGAGGGAUGGAAACAACAGAACACUUUACCCAGCGAUGUCCUUGUUCUUCCGUAGCUUCUUCUGGAUUGGACCACAGAAGUAAAAAAAGUGAUUGUUUGCAGAGAUCGAGGAGGGUGACUGGUUUUUGUUCAGCUAUUUAACCUUGUUGUCUGUUAUUCCUGCACAACCUGACAGGAGUGGAGUGAAGCAAGCUGGAUCUAAAAAACCAAACACUCCAAUGUUCCCGUUUACAGAAGCCCUGAGAGGCCGAUGAGAAAAACUAAGUCUGGUGAGACAACUCUUGACAUCUGAUCUAAAUACGUUUCUCUCUAUGACUAGAGGGAAGGUGGAGGAAAAUAAGGUCUUGCAGCAUUUAAGAUCCCUUUUGUAAAUGUAUUUUAGUUGGGGAAAAGGGUUUCUUAAAGUUACCAAAAAGGUUAUCAUCUUUGUAAAAGCAUAACCUCUUGUCCCCCCUAUCUAUCGUAACUUAUGAAACAAGGAAGAAAACGAUUUCGAUCAGACCUUAAAAGAAGUCUCACCAGUGCAUGAAUGAAAUGAUACGAAUGAUAUGAAUUGAUGCCUUACUACCCACAAAUUGUCCAUCAUUUUGCAGAGUGCUGGCUCUUUAACGUUUACAAAAACAUUCUGGAUGUAUCGAUAACAAGCAGGGGUCACUCGUGGUACUGCAGAAAUAAAAAAACACUGCCGCACCUAAAAGCUUUUUCUGGUGAGACUGCCGUUAUAAAAGAGACGUCUAUAAGACUAUUGACAACGCAUAUGUUAAUGUCUGAAUAGCCCUCCAAGUCAUCCCAAUGUAACGUUGGUGGGAUGUACUGAAGUUGGUAAGAAAUGUGGUUAUGCACUUUCUUUCAAAUGAAUGGCCGCCAUCUUUGUAGUCCAGUUUAAUGUGCCUAUAAUACAUCCACAGUGACGACAUGUUUCUGGCACAUCAUCUUUUGCAGAAUAAGCUAUGAUUCUGAUUUCACUUGAUGCCAAAAUCUCUGUAAUUCAACUGCAUGACCUGAGCAGACUGAAAGCACAUUUUAACGUUUGCUUUUCCACAUUUAAACUCUAAAAUUAUAUUUUGUCAUUUCAAAUGCAUAGAGCACAUAUGGAAACGUGACUGGCAAAUAUUCGUUCAGUCUGUUGCUUCAGUGACAUGUUCCUUUUUGAAGCUUUUAAGAAACACUUAAGUUCCCCUCCACUAUGGUGAAAAACUGCAGAUUUCACCAACAGGAGAAAAGCCGUUGUGGGUGAAUGUGGAAACAUGUCCUCUCGAUGUCCUCAGAACAAUCUGUACAGCUGUCUCACUUCAGGACUCUAAUUUAUUGCCUUUUUAAGUUAUGCUGCCUGGAAGACGUGGGGAAAUAAAAGAUAACUGUUUCUCCGUGUCGCUGCUU
Gymnodraco acuticeps is the source of this 2631-nucleotide messenger RNA. It is a transcript of the gene rab24, whose product is annotated as RAB24, member RAS oncogene family. NCBI's taxonomy places the organism in Eukaryota, Metazoa, Chordata, Actinopteri, Perciformes, Bathydraconidae. Gene Ontology annotation, molecular function: GTP binding; GTPase activity. The record is from RefSeq and is a predicted model, not a curated record. The transcript is spliced from 9 exons. Bases 409 to 1020 code for a protein of 203 amino acids.